CUCCUUUCAUACCCAAAGAUGAAACGGCAGCAUCUGCUCAGAGCAACUUCCAGAGACUUCCCAAGCGGCGUUCCUUCCGCAAGAAAAAGGAAAAACCCAAGUCUGAGGUGGGCUCCGCUAACGGUGGGAGAGAGACCACCACAGAGGAGAUCAGUGUACCCAAAGACAUUGAUCUUAUAGGAUUGCCACAGCUGUGCUUUCCAGGAGGACUACCUGUAACCUCUGAAACAAGAGAUGACUAUUUCCACUUCCUGGUGUUUACUGAUGUGUUGGGGAACAGAACGUAUGGCGUGGUGGCUCAUUUCUCCAGAUCCAUCCAGGAUACGCUGGGGUUGUCCAAUGGACAGGCAUACUGGGAUUCGUCUUCCAAUCACACCAAGACGUAUGAUGCCUACACUACCUUCGCCCUUUGUGUCAUAUCCAAAUAUCCCUACUAUACCGCCCUGAAGGAUUGCCUGUCAUGCUUUCUGUUGCAACUGAAAUCGUGUAGAGAUUCCGACCUUGAUGAAAGAAUUAAGGAAUUUGCAGCCAAGCUAUCACUAAUACCAAAUCCGCCUCCGGGACCCCUCCACCUGGUGUUCAACAUGAAGCCGCUACAGAUAUUCUUCCCAUCCAGAGAGGACCCUGAAAAGUCCCAUAAUCGAUUUGGACCUUCACCUCCCAUUCCUCUGCUUCACCCCUAAACAGGUCUUACAGAUCAUGGCUUGUAUCCUGACCGAGCGCAAAAUUGUCUUCUUCUCUUCGGACUGGGCCUUGCUGACGCUUUUGGCCGAGUGUUUCAUGGUCUAUCUCCACCCCAUCAAGUGGCAGCACACCUUUGUACCCAUCCUAUCCCGACAUAUGCUGGACUUUAUUAUGGCUCCAACCUCAUUCCUUAUGGGCUGUCAUGUGGAUCACUACAAGGAAGUGCGCAAGGAAGCUGAAGAUUUGGUCUUAAUAAACAUUGAUCACGGGAACAUCUCCUUCUUCCUGAACGAAGAUGAGGAGGAGUGCGAUGUCCCAGAUAUUCCUGUAGAUGCUGCUGAGAUGUUUAUAUGCAGAGUGGAGAGCCUUCAGCUGCACUAUGACCUGGAGCUGUGUCAUCGCUCUUCACCCAUUGAUAUUGGAGAAGUGAGACUUCGGAGACGGCUCUGGCAGCAGAACCUGAAUGUGGAGAUACAGGAGAUUGCACUGCAGCUUAUUGUGGAUAUAUUCCCGGGAUGUGAAGGCUCACCUGAAUUAUGAGCACCGAGUGUUUAACAGCGAGGAGUUCGUGAAGACACGGAGUCCCGCAGACCAACCCUUCUACAAAAAGGUGUUAGAAACUUACUUGUUCAACUCAUUUCUUAAAGCGCGUCUGAACAAGAAAAUGGACGCCUUUACCCAGAUGGAGAUGAACACGUCCUCUGAAAUUGAUGGAAGUCCAGUAUACUGGAAAGCCAGAGACGGAGAGCCACCGAAAGUUAAAACGCUUUUCGCCCUGAGACACAUGUUCAGCAAAAAGCUCGGUCAUCAGCAUGCCAAACCUGCAGGACGUCAGUGUGGCCGAGCUACCACAGAGACCGCAAUCUCUGAGGAGACCGCAGCCGCAGAAUGGGUACAGGCCGACCGGAAAAUCUUUUUACACCUUCAAGCUUCCUCUGGUCCAUUACCCUCUGCUGCGACAAUGCGUUCAGACAUAUUAUACGGACCUGAACAAUUUCCUCAGUAAGGAGAUUGUCUGUCUUCCUCCGGAGAACUCGGCUCUCCUGGCCCGAUACUUCUACCUCCGGGGUCUGGUCUUCCUCAUGCAGGGAAAACUCCUCAGCGCUCUGUCCGACUUCCAGAACUUGUAUAAGACGGACCUGCGGAUCUUCCCCGCCGAAUUAGUCAGAAAAGUCGUGUUGUCACUGCCGGCGUCUGAGCGCCAACAAGCCGAGAACCGGCAGGAACUGAAGAGGCUGAUCAGCCAGGUGCUGGACAAGGAGAGGGAUGUCCCCAGGGUUGACGACCACGUCAAGAAGUUCGAGCUGCCCAGGACCCACCUGCAUCUGGAGGACUUUGUACGCCGGAUCCAAGAGUCCGGGAUUGUGAAAGACAUCGACACCAUACACCGCUUGUUUGACGCUCUAACUGUCGGUCACCAGAAGCAGAUAGACCCGGAUAUCUUCAAGGAUUUCUACAACUGCUGGAAGGAGACGGAGGCAGAAGCCGAGGAGGUUGACCUGCCAUCCAUAGUCACCGAGAGGCUGGAUCAGAAUGAAUUUGUGUACAAGCUGUCCAGUUCGGUGAAAACCAACCUGGGGGUGGGGAAGAUCGCCAUGACCCAGAAGAGACUCUUCCUUCUGAUCGAGGGCAGGCAGAGCUACGAGGAAAUCUCCAUAUUUAGGAACAUAGAGGAUGUAAAGGUCUCCAUGUCGGCCUUCCUGCUGUUACGGAUCCCAACACUCAGGAUUAAGGCUUCCACCAGGAAAGAGACGUUUGAUGCCAAUUUAAAGGGUGAAUGUGACCUGUGGAAUCUGAUGAUCAAAGAGAUGUGGGCAGGGAGGAAGAUGGCCGACAACCACAAGGAUCCUCAGUAUGUACAGGAGGCGCUCACCAAUGUCCUGCUCAUGAACGCUGUGGUUGGAGCUCUCCAGACAACAAAAUCCAUCUAUGCUGCGUCCAAGCUCUCACACUUUGAUAGGAUGAGGAAUGAAGUUCCUAUGAUGAUUCCAAAGACCACCUCUGAGACACUGAAACACAGGAUAAACCCUUCUGCUGGGGAGACCACAACUCAGUCUGUGGAUGUAUUGCUCUAUACUCCAGGGCAGCUGGACAAGUCUGGUUGGGAUGACUCCCCUAAGCUGUGGUGCGCUCUGGGGGAGGGGAAAGUGGUUGUGUUUAAUGCCUCCACCUGGUCCAUCCAGCAACAUUGCCUGAAAGUGGGAAAGGCUAAACUGAGGUGCAUGGUGGGAGUGGAUUCAACUCACGUGUGGAUCGGAUCGAGUGAUUCCACGAUUUACAUCAUCAACAUUCACAGUAUGUCCUGUAACAAGCAGCUAAGUGACCACCGGGACGAGGUAGUAGACAUUGUUAGCGACACCAGCGAUGUUCAGAAGAGGCUGGCGUACUCCUGCAGUGCGGAUGGCAAUGUCUUUGCCUGGGAUGUGAACACACUGAAGGUCAAUCACAAGUUCCAGCUGAAAAUAUGACAUCACCUCUAUGAAGCUGUACAAUGACCUGCUGAUGUACUGUACCAAAGAUUUGAUCAUUGUAACAAGGAGAAAUGGGCAGCUGUGCAAGAAGAUGGAGAUCACAGAGAACAUCCGUAAGAACAGCCCAGCGCUUUCCUCCAUCCAGCUCUUCUCGGAGAAGUGCCAGUUGUGGCGGCGGC
Staurois parvus is the source of this 3334-nucleotide messenger RNA. The record is from the annotation of a GenBank genome assembly. NCBI's taxonomy places the organism in Eukaryota, Metazoa, Chordata, Amphibia, Anura, Ranidae.